Molecule: messenger RNA, 1635 nt
Organism: Ceratotherium simum simum (southern white rhinoceros)
Lineage: Eukaryota; Metazoa; Chordata; Mammalia; Perissodactyla; Rhinocerotidae
Gene: KDM8
Product: lysine demethylase 8 (putative)
Cellular component (GO): nucleus
Molecular function (GO): histone H3K36 demethylase activity
Source: RefSeq, a predicted model, not a curated record
AUGGCAGAAGAGAUCCACCGAGACCCCCUGGUGGGAACAGGUGCUCUGUGGGAGGCCCUCAGGGCACUCCUGCCCCCCACUAAAGAAGAACUGAAGUUGGACCUCGGUGAGAAAGUGGAGAGGAGCGUAGUGAUGCUCCUGCAGCAAGCCACCGACCUCUUCUAUGGGGACAGAAGGAGCGAGUGUCUGCAGAUCAGCGAGGCGGUCAUUGACUACUCCUGGGAGAAGCUCAACACAGGGGCAUGGCGGGACGUGGACAAAGACUGGCGGCGGGUUUAUUCCUUUGGCUGCCUUCUGAAAGCUGUGUGUCUGUGCGAGGCAUCUGGGGACGCUACCACUGUGGCCGCAGCCCUGAAAGUCUGUGACAUGGGCCUGCUGAUGGGGGCAGCCAUCCUUGGGGACAUCCUCAUUAAAGUCGCUGCCAUCCUCCAGACUCACCUUCUCUCUAGAAAACGGCCUGCCCAAGGCCCGACCCAGGAGCAGCCUAGCACAAAGAAAUCAAGGAAUGACCAUGUUUGGAUUCCAGAUAUGAAGUCAGAAAGAGCAGUCCCCCGGCUUCACUGUCCGUCCCUCCAGUAUUUCAGGAAGCACUUUUUGGUUCCAGAGAGGCCUGUGAUCUUGGAAGGUGUGGCCAACCAUUGGCCGUGCAUGAAGAAGUGGAGUUUGGCGUAUAUCCAAGAAAUUGCUGGCUGCCGAACUGUCCCAGUGGAAGUUGGUUCUAGGUACACAGACGAGGAAUGGUCCCAGACACUCAUGACGGUCAAUGAGUUCAUCAGCAAAUACAUCAUGAAUGAGCCGAAGGACACGGGGUACCUUGCUCAGCACCAGCUCUUUGACCAGAUCCCAGAGCUGAAGCAGGACAUCAGCAUCCCUGAUUACUGCUGCCUGGGCGACGGGGAGGAAGAAGAGAUCACCAUUAAUGCCUGGUUUGGUCCCCAAGGAACUGUCUCCCCACUUCAUCAGGACCCCCAGCAAAACUUCCUAGUCCAGGUGAUUGGGAGGAAAUAUAUUCGGCUGUAUUCCCCACGGGCGUCAGAGGCUUUGUAUCCGCAUGAUACGCACCUUCUUCAUAACACAAGCCAGGUUGACGUGGAGAAUCCUGACUUGGAGAAGUUCCCGAAGUUUGCCGAGGCCCCCUUCCUGUCCUGCGUACUUUCUCCUGGAGAGAUCCUGUUUAUCCCUGUUAAGUAUUGGCAUUACGUGCGGGCUCUGGACUUGAGCUUCUCGGUCAGCUUCUGGUGGUCGUAGCCAGGAUGGAGGAGGGUAGGGCCUGAAAUGCAUGCGGCACUCCCGGAUUCCCUCAGUCACUGCACUGUGCCCGGCCGUGCUGGGCCUGGAAUCCAGAGACGAGCUGACCAAGCCUAUGCCCUGAGGAAGCCUUCGCUGAGGCCUGAGCUCGGGCACUAGGCAGACACAGGGCGAGGAGCGCCGGGGCAGGGGCAUGCUCCAGGCCAGGUGUGUGUGGCAGAGGCAGGUGGGCAAGACUCCAGAAGGACAUUCCAGGCCCACAACCCACAUGGAGACUUGUGGGUUGAGGUUGGCUGCCUGGAUUCAAACCUGGCCCCAUCGCUUAAUUGCUGUGUGAUUUGGGGCAAGCUACUUUACCACAUGUGUCUCCAUCUGGAAAACAGGGCA